CCCUCUCUCCGGGCGAUGGACUCUGCGGGUCUCUGCGGGUUGGGGGGGGCGGUCGUGACGGUCGCAGGAGUGGAGCCUGGCCCCCUCCCCGCCCGGCUCUUCGCUCUGCAGGCCGGCAGAUCCUCCCUGGGCUCCAGACUGCCCAGGUCACACCGCUGUGGGGGUGACCACCCCGUCCCCAAGGCUCUUACCCUGGGGCGGGCAUCUGCCUGCAGCCGUGGCCAUGUCUCCCCAGGUCUUGGGACCCAGGGUCCUGCCGGAGCUCUGCGCUGGGGUGUCUCACCUCAGUCGGGGAACCCCGAAAACCCUGAGGUCACAGAGCCCAGCCGUCUGGUAGGGGAGAGCUCCGGGGGUGAGGUCCGGAAACAGCAGCUGGACACCAGGGUCCGCCAGGAGCCGCCGGGUGGCCCGCCUGUCCACCUGGCCCAGGUGAGUUUUGUCAUUCCAGCCUUCAACUCAAACUUCACGCUGGACCUGGAGCUGAACCAUCACCUUCUCUCCUCAAAAUAUGUGGAGCGCCAUUUUAGCCGGGAGGGAACAACCCUGCAUAGCACUGGGGCUGGAGACCACUGCUACUACCAGGGGAAGCUCCGGGGGAACCCCCACUCUUUUGCUGCCCUGUCCACCUGCCAGGGGCUGCAUGGGGUGUUCUCUGAUGGGAACUUCACCUACACUGUAGAGCCCCAAGAGAUGGCCAGGACUCAGGAAGCACCCCAGGGACCCCUCCCCCACCUCAUUUACCGGACCCCUCUCCUACCAGCCCCCCUUGGAUGCAGGGAACCAGGCUGUCUGUUUGUGGCCCCUGCCCAGUCUGCUCCCCAAGACCGACCUAGACUGAGAAGGAAAAGGCAGGUCCGCCGGGGCCACCCUACAGUGCACAGUGAGACAAAGUAUGUGGAGCUGAUUGUCAUCAACGACCACCAGCUGUUUGAGCAGAUGCGGCAAUCUGUGGUGCUCACCAGCAACUUUGCCAAGUCUGUGGUGAACCUAGCAGAUGUGAUGUACAAGGAACAGCUUAACACCCGGAUAGUGCUGGUCGCCAUGGAAACAUGGGCAGAUGGGGACAAGAUUCAAGUGCAGGAUGACCUCCUGGAGACCCUGGCCCGGCUCAUGGUUUACCGUCGUGAGGGUCUUCCUGAGCCCAGUGACACCACCCACCUCUUCUCGGGCAGGACUUUCCAGAGUACCAGUAGUGGGGCUGCCUAUGUGGGAGGCAUCUGCUCGCUGUCCAGGGGCGGGGGUGUGAAUGAGUAUGACAACAUGGGGGCCAUGGCGGUGACUCUGGCCCAGACACUGGGGCAAAACCUGGGCAUGAUGUGGAAUAAACACCGGAGCUCUGCAGGGGACUGCAAGUGUCCAGACAACUGGCUGGGCUGCAUCAUGGAGGACACCGGGUUCUACCUGCCCCGCAAGUUCUCACGCUGCAGUAUCGACGAAUACAACCAAUUCCUGCAGGAGGGCGGCGGGAGCUGCCUGUUUAACAAGCCCCUCAAGCUUCUGGACCCACCCGAGUGCGGAAAUGGCUUCGUAGAGACGGGGGAGGAGUGCGACUGCGGCUCGGUGCAGGAGUGCAGCCGUGCGGGCGGGAACUGUUGUAAGAAAUGCACCCUGACUCACGACGCUAUGUGCAGCGACGGGCUUUGCUGUCGCCGCUGCAAGUAUGAGCCACGAGGUGUGUCCUGUCGAGAGGCUGUGAACGAGUGCGACAUCGCAGAGACCUGUACCGGGGACUCGAGCCAGUGCCCCCCUAACCUGCACAAGCUGGACGGAUACUACUGUGACCAUGAGCAGGGCCGCUGCUACGGAGGCCGAUGCAAGACUCGAGACCGGCAGUGCCAAGCCCUUUGGGGUCACGUGGCUGCCGAUCGAUUCUGCUAUGAGAAGCUGAAUGUGGAGGGGACAGAGCGUGGGAACUGUGGGCGAAAGGGGUCAGGCUGGGUCCAGUGCAAUAAACAGGAUGUGCUCUGUGGCUUCCUCCUCUGCGUCAACAUCUCUGGAGCUCCUCGGCUGGGAGACCUAGGUGGAGACAUCAGCAGCGUCACCUUCUAUCACCAGGGCAAGGAACUGGACUGCAGGGGUGGCCACGUGCAGCUUGCUGAUGGCUCAGAUCUGAGCUAUGUGGAGGAUGGCACAGCCUGUGGGCCCAACAUGCUGUGCCUGGACCAUCGUUGCCUGCCAGCCUCUGCCUUCAACUUCAGCACCUGCCCUGGCAGCGGGGAUCGGCGGAUCUGUUCCCACCAUGGGGUCUGCAGCAAUGAAGGGAAGUGCAUCUGUCAGCCAGACUGGACAGGCAAAGACUGCAGCAUCCACAACCCCUUGCCCACAUCUCCACCCACAGGGGAGACAGAGAGAUAUAAAGGUCCCAGUGGCACCAACAUCAUCAUUGGCUCCAUUGCUGGGGCUGUCCUGGUUGCAGCCAUCGUCCUGGGCGGCACGGGCUGGGGAUUUAAAAACAUCCGCAGAGGAAGGUACGACCCGACCCAACAGGGGGCAGUGUGACGCCGGCCACAUCAUCCCUCCCGCUGUCCCUGUCUCCUCCAUCUCAUCAGUCACCUCGCAUUCUGUCGAUGGGGAGCUGGGGGCUGAGUCCCCCACCCCUGCUGUCACUGCUGUCACUGCAGGGGUGGGAGAGCCCACUCCAGGAAGGAAGUCCUCAACCUGCCCUUUCCUGUCCAAUCCCGGGCCUACUUGCUCCUGCCCUUCCUGUGGUCAGACUAACCAUAGGCAGGCAGACCUUGGAGCUGUGCUCCCUGUAGCCCCCAGAACUUGGGAAGGGAGCCUACUUCUGCGCCCCAUUUGUUUUGUCUUCCAUGUCACCACUGUCUUGACCUCCUGCCAGAUCCCCUCCCUGGCCAGCCUGUGAUUCGCUGCCUCCAGGGCCCAGCACUGAUCUCUCGGGGCCUGGCUCAGAGCUUCUCACUCUGGGCCCUGCUUCCUAUCUUCCCCUGAUGCCCCCUCUCCAUUCCAGGUCUGGAGGGGCCUAAGUGCCACCCCCCUCCCUCCGAGGCUGGCGCCCGUCGUCUCCAUCCUGAACUACGAGGCUGCCUCUGCCCAGCCACGGAGGGAGGCACCAUGCGAAUGGCAAAUGUUUUCUAGGCCCAAGCCCUUCAACUCCCAGUCCCCUGGGGGUUUGGGUGGGGGACUGUGGCCCUGCCCUUCACAGCUCUGUGGUUCACUAGGGUGGACCAGGCCUGGAGGGGCUUCUCCCAUGGUCCCCCACCCCAUCUCAUCGGUUUUGGCCUUGCACAGCAACUCUCCCUGUGUGAAUGUAGCUUCCUUCAUCAUGGAUGCCACAAAUCAAGUGGCAGGAGAGGGCAGGGGGUUGUCAGGGCAGGGCAGGUAGCCACCAGAGGAUGUGGCCUCUCCUCCUAACAGGUAGCUGAGACCAGGAUUUUAGCUUUCUAGGACCUCAAAAGUGGGGAUUGACAGUUUUUUUUGUUGUUGUUGUUUUUUUGUACUUUUUGUUUUUACUGAGUCUUAACUGAUGAAUGUAACCUUGGGGUGCUGAGGGUCAGGCAGUUAUGAUGAGCUGACAUUUUUAGGUAGGGCUGCAGAAAGUGAGGUGCCAUCUCCUGGGAUGGCCUCCCUGCUAGCCCCUUUGCUCAUCCCUGGUGAACUUGAAGAGAAGUGUGAGUGCUGAUUCAAACCAAAGCUGCCUGUUCCGUGCCCAAGGCCUUGGUGAUGGGUACAGUGGCCACAUGUCCCAAGUCUGUCUAUAAGGUCCUGAAAAUGACCAUCCUGCCACCCUGCUGGGACACAUGCAUUUGGGGGGAGGGGACCUAAAAAAUACAGCCCCUGGAAUAAAACCACACUGUCAACCUUGCAAGAAAGAUGGUUGUGGGGCUGACUCAGGGUUUAGAUGUUCCCUGGUGUGGCCUAGAAACCCCAGGCUGGACCAUCUUCCCGGGAGGACUCUUCCAAGGAGGGAAGGCCAGGGAUGGCCCAGUGCCUGGAUGGCUGUAGGCUCUGCUUGUGAUAUGGAAGAGGAGGUAGGAAAAGACAUGUCACGUGGAUGAUCCUCAGCUGCUAGAAAAGUCCUUAAGGCCCUGUGGGGCCGGCCAUUCCACUCCUUAACCCCAGCCCUAGGAUGAGUAGUAAGUUUACAAUAGUUUCCCCAUUUAUGUCCUCCUCUCCCCACUGCAGCUGAGAUGGAGAGGCAGACUGAGGCCUUGAGGCAGACUGAGGCCUGAGACUGCAGGAAUCCUAACUUGGUCUCCCCACAUAGUCCUGACCACAGCCUUCCCUUGUGACCCUCGCUGGGGACAGAGGAACUCCAGCUCUUGGUCUGCUGGAAACUAGCUGGCAGGGGCAAAACAAGAACCAAACUACCUUAUGGAUGAAAGCCACACAUGAUGGGAACCCCCCCAGGGCUCAGAUAAGGGGGUCCUGUACACCCCAGAGUCUUCCAGUCACUCACUUUUUGGGACAUCUUUUGAGAAGAGAUCAUGGAGGAAGGGGCUCCCGUAUUUUUUGUUUGUUUUGUUUUUCCACACUGAGCUUUAGCUGGCACUGCCCACAUGAGGGGUGUAGGUGCAGCAAUCCCCAGGCCAGGCUGACUCUUACCACCUUUACUAGCUGGGCAAGAACUGGAAAGCAGGGGCUGGGACCAGCACUGUUGCUGCUACCCCCUCAGGCAGUGACUGGGGGUUGCACACAUGUGCACACACAUUUGGAUCCAAAUCUCCACACGAGUGUGACUACGUCUGCAUACACCAGCAUGUCUGUGUGCUGUGCAUGCAGGGGCAGGGUGGGGAUGCAGAGACGGCCAGACUUCCUUCGACCAGCCCACCUGACUCCUAGCUGUCUGCACCCUCCUGACACACCAGGGCCGUGCCCAGGGAAGAGCGGAGACUUCAUUGUCCCAGGCUGGGAGUUGGCCCCAUACAGCAUCCUGUACAUAUGUCAUCUGGGGCUAGGGGUGGGGGUGGGGCAGCAGGAACAUCAAUAAAAGAUCAUGUCCUGGGCUUCCUGGAGCUCACAACCAA
This is a messenger RNA of Erinaceus europaeus (western European hedgehog), 4985 nucleotides long. RefSeq names its product ADAM metallopeptidase domain 11 (gene ADAM11). The coding region runs from base 16 to 2499 and encodes 827 amino acids. Gene Ontology annotation, biological process: proteolysis. Gene Ontology annotation, molecular function: metalloendopeptidase activity. Lineage: Eukaryota; Metazoa; Chordata; Mammalia; Eulipotyphla; Erinaceidae. The record is from RefSeq and is a predicted model, not a curated record. The transcript has 25 exons.